Molecule: messenger RNA, 360 nt
Organism: Exaiptasia diaphana
Lineage: Eukaryota; Metazoa; Cnidaria; Anthozoa; Actiniaria; Aiptasiidae
Product: paired box protein Pax-4-like
Exons: 1
Coding region: 1-360 (119 amino acids)
Biological process (GO): regulation of DNA-templated transcription
Molecular function (GO): DNA binding
Source: RefSeq, a predicted model, not a curated record
AUGGCGGCGGUGAAUAGUCUUCAGUGGCCGUACACCCCAGGAAAACCUUUAUCGAUUGCUGAAAGACAACACAUUAUACAAUUAUUUAACGGCGGACUCACAAAAACGGAAGUUUCUGAACGGCUUCGCGUAACUUUUCAGUGCGUAACAAACGUCAUAGAACAUUAUCGUCGGUAUGGCUCUGUCAAUCCGUUAGGACAUAGCGGUAAGCAGCCUGUUGCUUUGACAUAUGAUAUUCUGGAGGACAUAGAGGUUUGGAAGCAUCAGAAACCAUCCUUGUAUCGUCGACAUCGUGAAACAACUUUUGGAAUGCACUGCCGCGAACGAGUGAACGUCAUUCCCGCGCUUUACCCAACAUGA